Messenger RNA from Maniola jurtina (meadow brown), 3117 nucleotides. RefSeq lists its product as uncharacterized. The coding region runs from base 123 to 1397 and encodes 424 amino acids. The transcript is spliced from 5 exons. NCBI's taxonomy places the organism in Eukaryota, Metazoa, Arthropoda, Insecta, Lepidoptera, Nymphalidae. The record is from RefSeq and is a predicted model, not a curated record.
CACAUGUGCGCGACGCGCGGCUUCGUUCGUACUUCAAUUGCAAAAAUUGCUUGCAGAGCUUGCAAAGGCUACAGUGGCAUAGUUUAAGGAGUGGCCUUUAAAAGGAGAGUUUCAAUAGAACAAUGAGCUACCAGGGUUGGUUUACCAUGAAAGACGUCCUUAAGGACCUGCGGAAGGCUACGGGGAGCCGUGUGCGCGCCUUAGAUGAGGGAUCCAUUCUGGUGGGGGAUCAGCCACCGCCCCAGCCGUUCAAUGUGCCUGAUGAUGACGCAGAACUGCAGCUGGCUCGUCUUGGCGGGAGCAGACGGCCGAGCGAUCGCGAGUUCAUCGGCGAGCCCGACCUGCCGGGCAUCAGGGAAUUGCUGAAGAUGGUCAAAAAUUUAACUGAAGAAGAACCAAAAACACCCCCCGAAGAAAAAAAGAGCCUUACUACAGAUGUAUUAACCAUAAGCAAACUUAAUCCUAAUGUCAAAGAAUUUAUUCCUAAGUCAAGUGUUGUUAAUGAUAAGGCUAACCAUGACAAGGCUAGCUCUGAUAAGGCUAACCAUGACAAGGCUAGCUCUGAUAAGGCUAAUCAUGAUAAGGCUGAUGAUAUAUUACGUCCUAUUGACAAAAAUGAACUGACGGAAAUUAAAAAACAAAAUUUGAAAGCUAAAAUAUGUGCCACAUCGAAAGAAACCUGUGUAAAGGUUAAACGUGAAAGAAAUUUGGCAAUAGCGUCACUCGUCAAGCUCUAUUGUGUGCCGCCAACGACAGACGAAGAAAAACCUAAGUUGCUGGUGCCGGCGUACUUUGAAAAAUCGAAUAUACCAAGAAAAGAAACUAUAGAAAAAGUUAGCAUUGAAAAAUCGAUUGAUGGGAUCAAUCCCACAAAAGAUUCUCCAAAUAAAGGUCCAGAAGAGGCACGUUUAACAGAAAAAAUUGAAGCUGUUGAAGAAACACUCAAUCCAUCCAUAGCAGAAUCAGUUGAUAAAGUACAAAAAUGGUUACACAAUUUCGAAAACGCUGGAACUAUAACCAAAACCCCAAAAAACAAUAUCAAAGACCAAAAUAUCGUUAUUACUAAAAUAAAUGGUCCAAAGGAACCGCCUAGUACAAAAAAAGCUCCAUAUAUCGGCGCAGUGACAUUUAAGAGAAAAGCGCCCAGCAAGCCGAUAUCACCAACGUCCACAGAAUCUAACGAGUGCGUGAAAACUUCAAAACCUAGGGUGUACAAGCCAACCAAAUACGCUGAAGAAUUAAUUAAAAAAUAUAUGGAAAAGAAAAAACUGGAAGAAGCCAAGCAACAAGAAAUGUCAGACCCGUGGAGAUUGGAAGAAAAAAUACGAGCGAAAGAAGAAAGAACUAGAAAAAAACAAGAACAGUUGGAUGCUCAACUCGAGGUUUCAAUGGAGUAAUUUUUGGAGUGAAACUUCUUUAUACUUGGGCCGUUAUGAACGUGCGUACGUGAAUCAUAGGACUGCGAGAAUGCCACAAAAAUGUCGAUAUCGCUAAAGGGACGCCUUGCCGAUGCAGGUAGCUGGUAGCUAAGUUUGUAUUGUUUCCUCUUGCUCUAAAUAACCUGAUAUCAACUAUCGACAAAUCCUUUUUUACUUGACUAUGGCAAAGCCGAAAAGAAAUUAUAAUUUUAGCUGUCUAUGUAUGUAUGUAGUGUCUAAAUUACUGUGCCGAUUUUGGCCCAGUAAUUGGAGCAUCAUGUUCCAGUCCCAUAAGGGCUGUAAGUGCGAGCGAGAGGUCUGCUAAUGAUUUAUGACCCAGUUCGUACAUUUGUAAUGGCCCAACUAUAAUACGGUUGUUAUUCAAAAACUCCAAACGAAAAAGAGACUGUGUCUGUCUUUUUUUCGUUUCUAUAGAUUUAUUUUGUGAGAGAAUGAGAUAGAAAUAAGAAAACAGUGUUUCUUAUUAUUUCAUAUUUUACCAUAAGCUUCUCCUGUUGCUGAAAGUGAAAAAGUAUAAACUUGGUAGUCUAUAUAGUUGUUUAGCUGAUACUCUACAUUCAUCUCAUUCUCUCGAAGUAUAGUUUUCUGAAGGUUUCACUUCCACCACUUGUGAAAAGAACACGUUUUUUUAAUGAUUUAUACUUUAACUAUCACAAAAACUUUAAGGAUGACAAUGACAGGGAAGAUUUAGAUGAAUUCUAAUCUAGAUGAAUUAAAUUAGAUUAAUUUUAUUAGUAAUCGUAAGUGUAACUUUAUCUCUUACUAUGCCACAGUAGGCGUCUAUAUACUAUGGACCAAUAAUAAUAGUACGGCUCCAAUGUCGUGGUUUGGCAAUUGAUUCGAGUUCUGGCUACGGUAGUUCGGCAUUCAUCAAAUCAACUGCCCACAUUAUUCGGUGAAUGUUUUGUUUGGCGAAUUUUUAAAUAUUUAUAUAUAAUUUUACUGUGGGCACGAUGGGCAUGCCCACAACCCUAAUAGACUUGUGACAUCAUACUUUCAUGGUCUAUCGUGUUCGGUGGUGUAUUGAACUAAGCACUGGUCAAAAUCUUGGUCAAAACAAAAAUACCUACCUAUUUUGUAAACAUCUAUGAAUGCACUAUAUCAAUCAUGAUCGAGUUCAUACUCCGACUAGCACUUGACCGAUUUGAUUUUCGGGUGGCUGUGACCAUCUUUUUAACCGACUUCAAAAAAGGAGGAGAUUCUCAAUUCGUCGGAAUUCUUUUCUUUUUUUUUUGAGGGCCCGACCCGCGCCUGACGGACGUGACUGGACGUGACAUUCUUUGACAGCGAAUAAUCCUCCAGAGUAUAUAUGGAAUACUGUGGUGUAUUAGAUAGUAUAAACCGGAAAAGCCUGUCUCAAAAGCUCAAAGGUGCAGACUGAAAUCCAAAAAGAGUGUUGAACCACACUUCGAACCCCACCCUUUGAACUAUUGUCAUACCUACUCCUUGUGCAAGGGAAUGUAAGUCAUCAUUAACAUGGCUAAUGUUCUCAAGAAAUCAGAGUUCCCGCGUUUUUUUAAAAACCAAUAUACACGCUUACACGUUCAGGUUAGUGCGAAUGUGCGGGACGCCACGAUUGACACCGGCCACACGUCGGGUUUUUACGAAUCAUUGCUGAACCCCGAUAGAAGACAGGGAAUAGAUAGGAGUCGAAUUAUAACUAAGUGAUUUGUGAAAU